CAAAAACCAAUGAGAAAGUUGCAUUUUAUCCACAUGUGGGGCAAACUAAUCAGAAGCAUAUUUUGAGUUGUUUCCUUAUGUUAGCUAGCAGUAGUGAUGAUUUUGAAUGAUUAUUUUUUUAUAACGUUCAUUUGGAUUUGUGUUGGUUGGAAUUUUUGGGACCUAUUUUAUAGUUAGUAGUUUCCUCGUGUUGGUGUGGUAAAAAAUUUUUUGUUUCGCUCGGUGGCAAAGUUUGUUUAACCCUCGUGCAUUGAAACCCUCGCAAUGCUCAAGAUUCCACUUCUCGAACCACUCGCUACGCUCGUGGUUCAAUUUUCGACUCUUUCGUUUGCUCGGGUAUCAAUAUUAGCACGAGCGGUUAAACAACAACUUUGCCCCCUUGUAAAACAAAUAACUAUUUCCUGUAAUAGUAAAAUCGCCUUAAUACAUUUACCUCCUUUGCUCUAGUCACUGAUUUAUGAGUGUCAUUAACAAUAAGUGUGAGUGUUGACCGCGCGUGUGCCAGGCCUAUCCACCAUGGCUCGCAAACCUUUGCUCCUCUGGUUAUUAGCCUUAGGCCUUUGGGGUUUCCAAGAAAGUAUCGCGACUUCAAGUCACACCUGCAAAUCUAGUGACUGUUUAUUAAAAUGCUGUCCUCUGAAACAAAUCAUGCGCGUUACCUAUGAUGAAGACCUUAACGAAAUCCGUGAAUGUGUCGAUAUUCAUAAAUUGGCUAAAUAUGGUGUUAAAAACGCUGAUGAUUACUCCGAUAUCAUAGUUUAUACUAAAAAUAUUGAAAGUAAAGUAAUUCAAUCUAAUAAACGUGUACGUGACUUUAAUCUAAUAUAUGUCGCCAAUUUCACUAAUGGUGAUCAAUGUUUUUCGUCUGGUAGCAUCAGCGAUACCUAUCUUUUAGAGAAUGGCAAAUGGGCUAUGCAGCGUCGUAACUACUGGCAUCAAUGGUCCAUGUUCAAGCCGGGAGAGUUUUGUAUUGAGAACGAGGUGUCCGUGUACGAGGGCAAGCUCGAAUCCACCACGCCCACUCCGUUGGUCUGUCUCGCACGGCCUUCUGAACCACCGCCUUCGAACCGACGAGCGCUAACCAGUGCUUAUGGGCUGCUGGUGUCCUGUGUGUUCCUGCUGCUGGUGCUGGCGGUGUACGCGUUGCUGCCGGAGCUGCGCAACCUGGCGGGCUUGAUACUGAUGGCGUGCAUGGCGACAUACUUCGCUUUCUUCUUCACCAGAAUCAUACACGUUUUUGGGAACGAGAGUGAAGUCUUGUCGACAAAUGGCUGCGUUGCACUAACAAUAAUAUUCCAUUAUAUGACAAUAUCGACUUUCUGUUGGAUGAAUGUUAUGUCUUUUGACAUCUGGUGGACGUUUAGGCGUGUCCGUAAAUCAAAGACACAUCGUCGCGGCAUUAUAUACAAGUUCCGUUGGUACUGCUUGUACGCAUGGGGCCUGCCAGUGCUGGCCACGCUUUUCCUCAUCAUUGUUGACCAACUGGACCUCAGCCACGUACCUAACUUCGUGCAACCACACCUGUUCAGCAUGUGCUACUUUGAUCCGGAUACUCAUUUGCUGUACGUCAGCAUACCAAUUUUCGUUCUGAUCUGCGUCAACCUGUUCCUGUUUGUGAUGUCCGCGUACAACAUCUGGGAAAUCAAACGAGGCAUCGACAAGUACAAGGAUAGUGCGAACAACCAGAAUAACGAAUACAGGUUUUGGGUGUAUUUGAGGCUGUCCCUCCUGAUGGGCGUGUCGUGGAUCCUGGAAGUGAUCGGCAACCUGGUGCACACAGAGUCGACGGUCUGGAUCAUCUCGGACCUCUACAACGCCCUCAUCGGACUGUUCAUUUUCUUGUUAUUCGCCUGUAAAAAGAAAAUCUUCCUUCGGUUAUGCCACAGGUUUUCAAUCAACAAUAAGUUUGUAGAGUACGUGCGCGCGCGCACGCACGACUCGCGCGCCGCCGACGCGCACGCCAGCCAUCAAACUGACAGCAGCGACGUCGAGCACUGGACGCCGUCUUACAAGGAUAUCAAAUACAAACCAGAGCAGAUAUAAAGCAGGAAACAGACACAUUUUAACAUCUCAACGACAAGGCUAGGAACCGGUUAAUGAAAUACCGGUAAAAACCGGUUUAUUUCGGUUUUCUUCCGAACUUUUAUAAGAACGCGAACGUUUUAAGAACUUUAUUGUAACCUAAAAAAACCGGUUUAUUCGAUGAGCGACGAAACAGCCGGCCGGCCUGGUGGUGUGCCACGGUAAAUAUAGACACCGAAAUAGGAAGAAACCGGUUUUAUUGCUCUAAACCGGUUAAUUUGACAAGAACGGUUCUGUUAAAAACCGGUUUAAAAUUAACGGUUGGAGCGAAAGCGAAAUAAAAAGGUUUUGCGCCAAGUACAUGAUAACGGUUUGGAAAUUUAACCGGUUUUCGAGCCUUGCUCAGCGAUAACUCCCGUGCGCAUCAUGGUGGUACACUUUGUGCAACUUAAGUAGAGUCAGACCAAGAUAAGUUGGCCUAGACAGUGCACGUGCUAUAUUAAAAGUCGAAUUUCUAUGAAAUUAUGACGUUUACUUAACACUUGCUCAGGCAGGGCUAUCAAAAUCGUUGCCAAUUUAGCUUAGUCUGACUGUAUAACUUAAUUGUUGUAGACCUCCCUCCCGACAGGAGCAGUGCUGAAUUAGUCUAAAUCACAAACAAUAUUUGUCAGAUUUGUGCGAAAUGUUAUUUAUUCUAAUAACCCUCUACUCGCAUAAAUAAGACGACAUCAGGACUUCUCUCGUCCUUGGGCAUUCUUUUUCCCAACUGAAAAGUUACCAGACUAUUUUUUUAAUGAAAUAUUUUCAAAUUAUGUUAAAACAACUAAAUACUAUUUCAUGUAGAGAUAUUUUAACUUAAAAUGAAUGUAAUUGGGCGAUGGCCAUAACCGUUAUUUAAAUAAAGCGGUUAAUUACCUACUGAGUAAUUAUAGUUAAUUAGGUUGUUUACACUUUUUGCAAUUUCUACUGUAUUAAAAUAAUAUUUUAUACAUGUAAUAAAACCUUCGGUCCUCUGGGCCUUUACCUAGCCCGCAACAGAACUAAGUCACCAUCACAAUAAUUCUAAAUUCAAUUAUAAGAGGCUAAUUAUAGUAGUUAUGUAACAAGUACAUUGACUUGGAAUCAGUUACUUGAACUUACCUAUACAUACAAAAUGGGCAUGAGAAAUUAAUUAGAAUUUAAUAUAUUGGAAAGAAGUACAAAAUAGUUGUAGUUAGGUACAUAUACUUUUUCAAUUUUUGGUAUACUUACCAAAAACUGUGUUAAUUAUGGAUGAAUUAUGUAAAAUAUUAUAUUCGAAUGACAAGGGGGCCUUUUUGAACCGCGAAACUGUGUUAUACUGAAAUCAUAUCCCUCAGUGGUUGAUGAUAACUUGAUAGGUUCUUAAUACUGCUUUAUUUAGUGUUUAAAAUUAUUUUAAGAGCGAAGUCCUCCACGUCGUUCAUACAAAAAAGAGAAAAUAUUUUUCUACUUCUAAAUAUUUCCCAUUUCCAUGAUUUUUUAGUAUGUUAUUGACAUAAUGAAAAACUAGGUUUAUAGGUUUUCCUUUUUUUCAAAAUUUGCAAUACAACAAUUUUUUUUUAGCGAAAUCUAUAAACCUAGAAUAUAUUAUGCUGAAGCAAUCAACAUCAAAAUCAAAGUGAUUUGUUAAGAUUUCGUUAGAAGAAACGGUUUCCGAAAUGGAAUUUCAUAAAAAAAUACCGUUAUUUCGUUAGGUUAGGAUAGCUAUUCUUUCCCCAUCAUUUUUGCUUGUAGGUAUUUAGUUUAAGUCUAAAGUGCGAUUAAAGAAGUCUCAGAGUGCA
This is a messenger RNA of Cydia pomonella (codling moth), 3824 nucleotides long. Its product is annotated as G-protein coupled receptor Mth2-like. The record is from RefSeq and is a predicted model, not a curated record. Gene Ontology annotation, cellular component: membrane. The transcript is spliced from 8 exons. Bases 517 to 2043 code for a protein of 508 amino acids. Gene Ontology annotation, biological process: cell surface receptor signaling pathway; G protein-coupled receptor signaling pathway. Gene Ontology annotation, molecular function: G protein-coupled receptor activity. NCBI's taxonomy places the organism in Eukaryota, Metazoa, Arthropoda, Insecta, Lepidoptera, Tortricidae.